AUGGAUGGGAUAUCAAGCGAACUGUGGCAGGUGCGUAUUGAUUUUUCUACACUCAAUGCGUCCUCUGACGAAAACGGUGUUGCACGUCUUCAGCUUGAUUCAUUUGACGAAUUCAUUCAAAUGAAUGUGCAAGGGAUUGUGGAAGACGCACGAGAGAUUGAAAACUCGACGGAAUUCUCGGUGAAGUUUCAGCAGGUUUCUUCCUCGAAAUCAAGGCAUUGGGAGAAAGGUGGAACACCAGCACCAAUUGUGCCUAAUGGUGAUACGCGAGGCUUCUAG
Angiostrongylus costaricensis is the source of this 279-nucleotide messenger RNA. The record is from the annotation of a GenBank genome assembly. Lineage: Eukaryota; Metazoa; Nematoda; Chromadorea; Rhabditida; Metastrongylidae.